AUGAAUUUGAUCUUACAUGCACUUGUGAUCCUGGCAAUGGUGCCAUUUUGUAUUGCUUCAACGUCCAAUGCUAUCAUGUAUAGGAUGUAUAUAACUAAUGGCAUCGAAGAUAAUAUUGAAGUUCAUGUCUUUGGUAAAGACCAAGACUAUCAAGGACAACGUACACUUGCUUUUAAUGAAGAGUUUGAUUAUAAGAUUCGUGUCAAAGUUGGCAUGAUUUCUAGGGUGGAAAUAUCUUUGAAGUUCAAAGAUGUUAUUGCUGCAACCACCGAGGCGAAGCCCAGAGCCGCAGCCGUCAAGACCGCAGCCACGAAGCCGGAGCCACCGAACCCGGAACCAAGCCCCGCAUCAGAACUCCCUUCGGACCGCAACGCCUUCCUUCAGCAUCCGCGACUGAGCUUCACUUCGGAUCCUCCUCAGCAGCCGAGCCAACUCCGGUUCCAAGGCUGCUGA
Lactuca saligna is the source of this 453-nucleotide messenger RNA. The record is from the annotation of a GenBank genome assembly. Lineage: Eukaryota; Viridiplantae; Streptophyta; Magnoliopsida; Asterales; Asteraceae.